GUCCCUGCCGAGGGAAGCGCGGGGCGCGCUCGCCUCCAGAAUUUGCUGGGGCAGCGUGUGUGUCACAGACCCCGAAGGAAGGUUGGGCCGGGGGGUCACUCGCGAUUGACACGUAUUUGAGGUCGUGAGGAGGAGGAGGAGGAGCUGGGCCAUGGACAGCCGCCUGCAGGAGAUCCGGGAGCGGCAGAAGUUACGGCGGCAGCUCCUGGCGCAGCAGUUGGGAGCUGAAAGUGCUGACAGCAUUGGUGCCGUGUUAAAUAGCAAAGAUGAACAGAGAGAAAUCGCUGAAACACGAGAAACCUGCAGGGCUUCCUAUGAUACCUCUGCUCCAAAUGCAAAGCGUAAAUAUUUGGAUGAAGGAGAGACAGAUGAAGACAAAAUGGAAGAAUAUAAGGAUGAACUAGAAAUGCAACAGGAGGAAGAAAAUUUGCCAUAUGAAGAAGAGAUUUAUAAAGAUUCUAGUACUUUUCUUAAGGGAACACAGAGUUUAAAUCCUCACAAUGAUUACUGCCAACAUUUUGUAGACACUGGACACAGGCCUCAGAAUUUCAUCAGGGAUGUAGGUUUAGCUGACAGAUUUGAAGAAUACCCUAAGCUAAGGGAGCUCAUCAGGCUAAAGGAUGAGUUAAUAGCUAAGUCUAACACUCCUCCUAUGUAUUUACAAGCAGAUAUAGAAGCCUUUGACAUCAGAGAACUAACACCCAAAUUUGAUGUGAUUCUUCUGGAACCCCCUUUGGAAGAGUAUUACAGAGAGACCGGGAUCACUGCUAAUGAGAAGUGCUGGACUUGGGAUGAUAUCAUGAAGUUAGAGAUUGAUGAGAUCGCAGCACCACGGUCCUUUAUUUUUCUCUGGUGUGGUUCUGGGGAGGGCUUGGACCUCGGAAGAGUGUGUUUACGAAAGUGGGGUUACAGAAGAUGUGAAGAUAUUUGUUGGAUUAAAACCAAUAAAAACAAUCCUGGGAAGACUAAGACUUUAGAUCCAAAGGCUGUCUUUCAGAGAACAAAGGAACACUGCCUCAUGGGCAUCAAAGGGACUGUGAAGCGUAGCACCGACGGGGACUUCAUUCACGCCAAUGUGGACAUUGACUUAAUUAUCACGGAAGAGCCUGAGAUUGGCAAUAUAGAAAAACCUGUAGAAAUCUUCCAUAUAAUCGAGCAUUUUUGUCUUGGGAGAAGACGCCUCCAUCUGUUUGGAAGAGACAGCACCAUUAGACCAGGUUGGCUCACGGUGGGACCAACGCUGACGAACAGCAACUACAAUGCCGAGACGUACGCAUCCUACUUCAGCGCCCCGAACUCCUACUUGACCGGGUGCACGGAGGAGAUCGAGAGACUGCGACCCAAAUCCCCCCCUCCCAAGUCCAAAUCCGAUCGGGGAGGCGGAGCACCCAGAGGCGGAGGGCGAGGUGGGACUUCUGCGGGCCGUGGACGAGAACGAAAUCGGUCUAACUUCCGCGGAGAGAGGGGGGGUUUCAGAGGGGGCCGCGGAGGAGCGCACAGAGGGGGCUUCCCCCCUCGGUAGUGUUUGCAGACGCUGGUCCUGUCCGUGCCCCUCCCACCUGCUCUGGUGUAGUUUGCGUCGCACGUGGGAAACUGGCCGGAGAGCACAGUUGGAGCUGGCGCCUCUGCCUUGGUUUCUCCGAACUGCAGGAGGGUCUUUGUCAGCCUCCCUGGCACUUGUCACACGCACUGCCUGGUUUUGUUCAGGAUAAACGAGCGUCCCGCCUUUUGUCGUGUGCACGAGCACAACGGAACACAAGUCACUUCAUCUUCAGAGACUGAAUCUGUUCUGGUGGAUUCCGACUAAGUACAAAGGUUUUGCUCCUUAGAAGUGGUUGAACAGUGAAAAGACUGAUCCAUGGUGUCCUGCCAGUGCCCAGAGGAUUGGUGACGCCCUUCCCGCCACUGUGGUCCUAGCAGGUGGUGCUGUCUGGGAGCCUUGGCAGAGUGGGGCUGGGACAGGUGGUCAUUAGCGAGUGGCCUGUGCCAGACCCCCAGGGAGAGAGAGGAAUGGAAGGCAAAAGGGGAGCUUGCCUCCCGCCCCCCCAUAAGGAUGAGUCUGUCCCUCCCUCCCUCUCCUGACGGGGACAGCUGGGUAGGAGCUGCAGGGCGGGUGUCACUGGGCAGGGGUCCCAGGAGCUGGUGGUUGGAAGAAGAAUUUUUUACAGGAGGCUGUUGCGGUCCAGUUACUCCCCCUAGAAAACCCUCUAUAAACCCACCGCUCUCCCCUUCCUGGGGUGGACGCUUUUUUCGACCUCCAGCCCCCUGCACCCAGACGCUCGAAUAAACUGCAUUUUGCUAAA
Messenger RNA from Lemur catta (Ring-tailed lemur), 2303 nucleotides. RefSeq names its product methyltransferase 14, N6-adenosine-methyltransferase subunit (gene METTL14). NCBI's taxonomy places the organism in Eukaryota, Metazoa, Chordata, Mammalia, Primates, Lemuridae. The transcript is spliced from 11 exons. The coding region runs from base 152 to 1522 and encodes 456 amino acids. Gene Ontology annotation, cellular component: RNA N6-methyladenosine methyltransferase complex; nucleus. Gene Ontology annotation, molecular function: mRNA binding. The record is from RefSeq and is a predicted model, not a curated record.